AUGUGGGGAGAAGUCUGGAGUAGCAUCGGAAUGUCUAAGGUUGUAUCACCUGAUUGUGUUUUCAAGAUUUACGGGAACUCGAUACGCAAGGAUAACGGCUAUGAUGUCAACUCAUACACUUACUAUCCUGUGGCGAUCAUUGGAGCGGGCGAGAGCGGUAUUGCUAUGGGGUGUAGAUUGAAGCAGGUUCUUGGCUGUGAUCAAUUCCGAAUCUUCGACCGACAGAGUGGCAUUGGUGGGACUUGGUGGAUCAAUCGAUACCCGGGCGUGGCGUGUGAUGUACCUGCGGUCUUCUACUCCUUCUCUUUCUGCCCGAACUCAAAAUGGAGUGCACUCUACCCCGAAGGACCAGAAAUUGUAAAGUACUUGCAAGGCGUUUGCGAUACGUACCAGAUCGUGGACAAGAUACAGCUCAACACAGAUGUCAGAGAGUGUCGCUGGCUGGAAACAGAGCAAGUCUGGGAAGUCAAACUCCAGCACCUUAUGACAGGAGUUGGCGACCUUUCAGAGUAUGACCGAGCGAAGAAGAUCCAGGAGCAUGGUAGAGAAACCGUCUAUGUGUCCCAGGAGAAGAUAAGGUGCAAGGUGCUGGUGAGCGGUGUUGGCGGACUCGUGGAGCCAAAGACGUGGCCUGAGAACAUCCCUGGCAACGAAAACUUCGAGGGCGAGAUCUUCCAUUCUGCUAGAUGGAGAUAUGAUAUAGAUUUCAGGGACAAGGAUGUGAUUGUGCUUGGUACUGGAUGUAGUGCUGCACAGUUCGUCCCUCGUUUGACCAAGGAGUACGGGGCAAAGUCAGUUACCCAAUUGAUGCGAUCGCCCCCAUGGGUGGUUCCGCGAAUCGUUCCUCCGGGUGGUAAUGAAGCAUGGGGGAAGUGGUCACCACGGUUGACCACAUAUGUCCCAGGAUUCGGCAAAAUGAUAAGAUUCAUAGUGGCAUGUGCAGCAGAGUACGAUUGGAGGCUGUUCGGGUCAGACUCAUACCACGAGAAGGAACGGAGGAAAGUGGAAACUCGGCUUCUCGCCCACAUGAGGAAGACAGUACCUGAAAAGUACCACGAGAUACUAACACCGAACUACGGAGUUGGCUGUAAGCGCCGCAUAUUCGACGCUGCUUGGCUUCCUAGUCUCAAUGAUCCGGCGAUUGAGUUGACAACGCUUCCGCUUCGCAGCAUCGGGGAAAAGACUGUUACGCUGGGACCCGGCCGUUCGUAUCCUGACAUGAGCGUAACGACUAGCAAUGCUCCAUCACAUGAGCUGACUACCCCAGCCGAUAUCAUCAUUCUUGCAAAUGGGUUUGAAACCACCAAAUGGCUUCACCCUCUCGAUGUCACCGGUCGUGACGGCAAGAAGCUUCACGAUGUAUUCGACGAGAGAGGUGGCGCACAGAUGUACAUGGGUACAGCCAUGGACGGAUUUCCCAACUUCUUCACAAUCUUCGGGCCAAAUACAGCAACAGGUCACUCCUCUGUCGUGCUAGCUUCCGAGAACAUGGUCAACAUGAGCUUAAAGUUCAUCGGACCGAUCCUGAACGGAGACGUCUCGACUGCAGAAAUCAAGAAAAGUGCAGAGCUCGAAUGGGCAAGAGACACGCAGAGCGCAUUGAAAAAACGAAUCUGGACAACGGGAGGUUGCGGGAGUUGGUACAAAGAUGAGAAAGGCUGGAAUUCGACUGUCUAUCCGUAUACCCAAAUACGGUUCACCCUCAGGUGUAUGUUCCCAACUUGGAGCGAUUGGGAUAUCAAGUAUACGCGCAAAGCGAUCUUCAAAAAAUAUGCUAAGAGGGUUUUGAAAGCUUUUAUUUUCUUGGCCUUGCUCUCUGGUUUUUCCCAGCAGAAGCAGAAUGGUCUCGGGCUGAAGACGUAUUUGAGGGGAGUAGCCAGAAGUUUGAUCUUCGGGGGGGCUGGUUUGUUGCAAGUUGCGGGCAGCAAACUAUGA
Molecule: messenger RNA, 1935 nt
Organism: Drepanopeziza brunnea f. sp. 'multigermtubi' MB_m1
Lineage: Eukaryota; Fungi; Ascomycota; Leotiomycetes; Helotiales; Drepanopezizaceae
Source: RefSeq, a predicted model, not a curated record